This is a messenger RNA of Chironomus riparius, 1121 nucleotides long. Lineage: Eukaryota; Metazoa; Arthropoda; Insecta; Diptera; Chironomidae. The record is from the annotation of a GenBank genome assembly.
GCGCAUUGCAAAUUGUGUUAUAUCAAUAGUAUAUUUUUAGUGUUCAAUCUAGUAAUAAGAAAAAUAAACUUUAAGCUUAAGAGAAAUAUUUCGCAUUGAGUGUGUUUGAGGAUUAAAAAGAUUAACAUGGAUCGGAGGCUGCUGUUCACAAUUGGCGCCUUAUUGGUCCUUGUUUGCAGUUCUUUUGCAAAUGAAGAAAACUAUUGUGAUCCAUCACUAUGUGACGAUGGACUGAUUCACACAGCAUGCGACCAUUAUUUGGAAUUCGCACAAGAUUGUGGCGAAGAUCCUGAAUUUGUUCAACUUACUGCGCUACAGAAGCGAUUAAUUUUAGAUUUACAUAAUGUCCAUAGAAAUAAAAUUGCGGCUGGGAAACUUCCAGGAUAUGCACCAGCAAGUCGAAUGCCGAUUUUAAAGUUUAACGAAGACCUGGCUUAUGUAGCAGGUCUCCACGCUAGAUCAUGCACGACUGAUAAUGACAACUGUAGAAACACCAAAAACUUCAGAAAUGUUGGUCAAAAUAUUGGACUUGAUAUGAUUGGAGAGCCUGUGCACAAUGUAACAGCUGUAAUCAAGCACAUUAUUGAAGCAUGGCACAAUGAAUAUAAACACGGCAACCAGCUGAGCGUUAAAAAUUUGAGCGAAGAGACUGCAGCUUCAAUGGGACGUUUCACAAUGAUGGUCAAUGACUUAUCAAGCGAUAUUGGAUGCGCAUUAGUGAAGUUUUUCAAAGACGAUCUCUUCAAUGUCUACUUUACAUGCAAUUACAGCUCAAAUAAUCGUUUAAAUCAACGUGUUUAUGAGACAGGUCCGCCAUGUUCAAAUUGCAAGACUGGAUGUCAUAGAGUUUACAAUGCACUCUGUUCACCAGAAGAGAAGAUCAAUCCUAAUCAUCAACAUGUUGAAAAUAUUCAAAGUUUUAAUUAGGUCAUGAGUUUCUGACCUGAUCCUAUAUAUUUUUAUUGAAGUGCCUUUCCUCUAUUUCUAAUCAAUCCUUUAUCAAUGACAGCCCUUGGCUUACGAAAAAUGGACUAAUUCGAUGUAAAUGUUACCGAAAGAGAAUUCAUAGUUUAUCCUUGUCAAAAUAUAAAUUUGCAAAUAAAGUUUACACACAAUGUGAG